Molecule: messenger RNA, 3212 nt
Organism: Plectropomus leopardus (leopard coralgrouper)
Lineage: Eukaryota; Metazoa; Chordata; Actinopteri; Perciformes; Serranidae
Gene: timm17b
Product: translocase of inner mitochondrial membrane 17 homolog B (yeast)
Biological process (GO): protein import into mitochondrial matrix
Cellular component (GO): TIM23 mitochondrial import inner membrane translocase complex
Molecular function (GO): transmembrane protein transporter activity
Source: RefSeq, a predicted model, not a curated record
UGACGAAAACAAACAUGGAGGAAUACGCUCGUGAACCCUGUCCCUGGAGGAUAGUGGAUGACUGUGGAGGGGCUUUCACCAUGGGCGCUAUAGGAGGAGGGGUGUUCCAGGCGGUCAAGGGCUUUCGUAAUGCCCCUGCAGGUGUCGGACACAGACUGAGAGGAAGUGCAAACGCAGUGAGAAUAAGAGCUCCACAGAUCGGAGGUAGCUUUGCUGUUUGGGGAGGUCUCUUCUCCACUAUCGACUGUGGUUUAGUUCGCCUGAGAGGGAAAGAGGAUCCCUGGAACUCUAUAACGAGCGGUGCGCUGACCGGGGCCAUCCUGGCAGCACGCAGUGGGCCUUUAACUAUGAUGGGCUCUGCCAUGAUGGGGGGGAUUUUGCUUGCUCUCAUCGAGGGUUUUGGGAUCCUCCUCACCAGAUAUACAGCACAGCAGUUUCAGAACCCUACUCCGUUUACAGAGGACCCCAGUCAGUUACCUCCGAAGGACGGAGGUCAGCAGCAGCAGCAGCAGCGGCAGCAGGGGGGGCAGUUUCAGUAGACAGCAACAAGGACUGAGACCAGCUGUAAACGCAGUGAGUCAGAACAGAGAGAAGGGGGGACACGAGACUUUAAAACAGGUAUCAGGAGGAGGUGGAGAUACUGGUCUCUACAGUGUUGUCAACUAGUCGCACUAUGUGCUUUUACCUCAGGGGCAAAUUACUGUGAGUUUUAGAUAUUUAUGAGUGAAUGUUUGUAUGUGAACGACAAACCUCACAUUUGCACCUCCAGCAUUUCAUGACACAUUUUCUGUAUUAACGGUUAUUCUGUCUUCACUGUUACCUUUUUUGGUUCAAUUUGGAAUUUUGAAAUGUAUAUCCAAACACGAAUUUGAUUACAUAACAUCCAGGCAGCAAUUGUAUAUCAGAGGAAUCGUUUGACAUUUUUGGAAACACACUUUUUCACUUUCUUGUCAAGAGUUAGAUAAGAAGAUCACUCUCAGGAGCCAGUUGCCAAAUAAGCUGACCAUAAAGAAUGGAAACAGGAGUAAACAGCUGGCCUUGCACUGUCCAAAGGUAAAAAAAUCCACCAAACAGUACCAGUAUAUGCCACCAAUUAACAUGUUAGAACUUGUUUAUUUAAUCCAUACAAAAACCAAAGUGUAAAAGACAAUUUGUCAUCACUGUUAGGUUGCCAGGCAACCAGUCGAGUUUGCAUCCAUCUUUUCAUGUAACUCAUGUAGGAAACGAAGAAGCGUACGUCCCAAAAUGCAAAACUAUUCCUUUAAUCUUCCAAAGAUCUUACACUUGUACGCACAAAGCAUGUUUGCUCAGUGAGGUUGCACUAUGGAGAGUGUUAUUUUGAGAAUAUGUUUCUAAGUCUUAAAUUUAUGUGUCAGCUGUGACAAUCAAUGCAAAGAACUGCGUGUGCUUUUAAUUGAUGUGUGUGCUAUAAGACGUGUCUAGGCUCAACAAAACCUCAUUCCACUCUUUGUUUGCAGUUUCUCUUAAAGGAGUACUUCACCCACAAGGUGACCAUUUGUAUAUCAAUUACCCACCCCUUGUUUUGUUGAAUUUGUGAAGAUUUCUUUGUUUUUCUUGCAUGCCUCCAACGAUUAAUGUCGAAUCCAACAACUGAGGAAAUUCUCAGUACUUUACAAGCACAUGCAUAUUCUCUAAAAUUGUACUUUUAAGAUAACUGGGCAAGCAGGUGCAUUUGAACUCUGCUCUGUACAAACCAUAGAAAUAAGAUGGGAGUAGAAUGGAUUACCAUUCAAAUAAAUGUAGCAGGUUUGUCAGAGCGAUGGCCAUUUUUGUACGUACUGUUGCCAUUGCAGUUGUUGUAGUGGGCUAUUUUCUAUAUAAAAUAACCAACUUGUGGCAAGUCAUGAACUAACUGAGUUGAGGUUUUUCAGAAGCGACCAAAUGAGAAAAGAGUAACUUAGAUUUGUGUAUGGUUGUAUUUUUCUGUUGAAGCUAAGUAGAUACAAGAACAGGUCAAAACCAGAGUUCUCAAACCAGGGAGCGUGAGACACUUAAGGGCCGCACUGACAUGUUCACACAACAAAAAAAACAUUAUUUUCAAUUAUUUUUUGUCAAAUGACCCCAGCAAAAAGUUAAAAUGUCUGAUCUACUCUCAUUCUAUUUCUGUAGUUGACAUGCUCGCUGUGGUGUGCUGCUUGAAUGUGGAAGUGAAUUGAUUACUAAAGUUUUGGUGGAAAUACAUGUGGUUUUAAAGUACCGAUCAUGAGGGGAAAAAUGAGUUUUGGAUUAUACUGCACAAGUAGUAUGAGAGUUUGUAAAAUAGUUUUUUGACAUAGUUUUGCCACUCUUAAACAAGGUCCCCUUUGACUCUAGUUCAUCAAAACAUUUCUCAGUUUUGGGGUUCGUCAUUCACCAUGGAGGCAUGCGAGAAAAACAAAUUUUCUUCACAAAUUUAGCAUAACAUGGGGUGAGUAACUGAUACACAAAGAAAACAUUGUGUGGGUAAAGUUUUCCUUUAAUAAGGUCUUGCCUCUCCUGGCAGCUUCUGUAAUUUUGAAUUUAUGUUGAAUAGUUGUCAUCUUGCGUAUUAGAUGAAUGAGCACGAAUUAUGAAAAAUACGAAAGGAUAUUUUGGCUUGAAUUACUCAUACAUGCACCUGUAGUCACUUUGAUUGCUGCAACAUUCUUCAUUCAACCAAGCACUUUUUAAACUCCAUCUCUCUGGUUUCUUAAAAUAGUAGCAUAUGUCACAGGAGAGAGAUGGUGCAGUAUGAUCCCCUUUUUUGCUGUAUAAAAAAAACUGUAUAGAAUGAAUCCUUAAUUUAUUGUGUUAAUAUAUUUAUCUUGCAAAAGCUGAUUGAAACAAUAAAAGCAUCAAAUGUCUUUUAAGGCUUGAGAUUGUGUUUUUUUAACAUGUCUCUAGCUUUAGAAAACCUUAAAUUAUGCAGUGACAUUAAAAUAAUUGCUGACAAUAUUGCACCUGCGCUCAAUCAAAGUGUUUCUAUUUACUGUGAAAUAUCGCCCCCUGUCGCCUCUCAGCCGGUACUGCACCCAGCGGCUGCUUCUGUCCAAGGUCCUGAAAUACUCUCAUACUUGAAGUAGUGACCCAUCCUAAAUUUUGUCCUAACAAUAGUUAUUAAUGUUCCUUUACAUGGUCAAAGUACAACUUUGCAGCAAAGCUCCACAGAGCCUCAGAGUCCCUCCAGAGUUUACCUGCGCCUUCUGGAAAGAUUUCCACUGUCAUCCUUUUAA